AAAAAAAAAGAAAAAUAUUAAUGAGCUUAACAUCAACGCAACUUGUACAAAAAGCCAUUAUCAACCAAUUUCACUGAACCAUAGAUCUUGAAUUGAGAGCUACUUUGAAGAAGAAGAAGAAGAAGAAACUAGGGUUGAAUCAAAGAUGUCUUGGCAAACAUAUGUUGAUGAGCACUUGCUUUGUGAGAAUGAAGGUAAUCAUCUCACUUCUGCUGCUAUUAUUGGCCAAGACGGAACUGUUUGGGCUCAAUCUGCCAAUUUUCCUCAGUUCAAGCCCGAAGAAAUAACAGGCAUCAUGAAUGACUUCACGGUACCUGGAACACUUGCUCCAACUGGUUUGUAUCUUGGGGGAACAAAAUACAUGGUGAUUCAAGGAGAGCCAGAAGCUGUGAUCCGAGGGAAGAAGGGUCCAGGUGGUAUCACCAUUAAGAAGACCAACCAGGCUUUGAUCAUUGGAAUAUAUGAUGAGCCGAUGACUCCUGGACAAUGCAAUAUGAUUGUUGAAAGGUUGGGUGACUAUCUUAUUGAACAAAGUCUCUAGGCAUAAUUGUGUAUUACUGUCAUCCUUACAUAGUUGUGGCCGUUAACAAGAUGUCAUGCUUGCUGUUUACCGAGGAGAAGUUUGUAAUCAUCAACUGUUCUAUCAUUGUAUUUCUUUGUUCUAUGUUUUUACUGAUAUAAGCUGUCAUUGAGCACUUGGUUGGUUAUAUAUAAUGGAGACUUGCUUAAAUUUGGAUUUUUGAUCUGUUUGUCA
Solanum pennellii is the source of this 754-nucleotide messenger RNA. RefSeq names its product profilin-2. Gene Ontology annotation, molecular function: actin monomer binding. The transcript has 4 exons. The record is from RefSeq and is a predicted model, not a curated record. Lineage: Eukaryota; Viridiplantae; Streptophyta; Magnoliopsida; Solanales; Solanaceae. Bases 146 to 541 code for a protein of 131 amino acids. Gene Ontology annotation, cellular component: cell cortex.